CUCCGGAAGUGACGUCGGAGUGUCAACAUGCAAGAUGGCGGCCCAUCACCGGCAGAACACAGCAGGGCGGAGGAAAGUGCAGGUUUCCUAUGUUAUUCGAGAUGAAGUAGAGAAGUACAACCGGAAUGGAGUCAAUGCCCUGCAGCUGGAUCCAGCACUAAAUAGACUUUUCACAGCCGGUCGAGACUCUAUCAUAAGAAUAUGGAGUGUCAAUCAGCACAAGCAAGAUCCAUAUAUAGCAUCUAUGGAACACCAUACGGAUUGGGUAAACGACAUUGUACUCUGUUGUAAUGGGAAAACAUUGAUAUCUGCUUCUUCUGACACGACAGUAAAAGUAUGGAAUGCACAUAAGGGAUUUUGCAUGUCAACAUUAAGGACACAUAAGGAUUACGUGAAGGCCUUAGCAUAUGCCAAGGAUAAAGAACUAGUAGCAUCCGCUGGAUUGGACAGACAAAUAUUCCUUUGGGAUGUGAAUACUCUAACAGCACUGACUGCCUCAAAUAACACUGUCACAACUUCUUCUUUAAGUGGAAACAAAGAUUCCAUUUAUAGUCUGGCCAUGAAUCAACUGGGAACAAUCAUUGUAUCAGGGUCCACUGAAAAGGUGUUAAGGGUAUGGGAUCCAAGAACAUGUGCAAAACUAAUGAAGCUUAAAGGGCACACGGAUAAUGUGAAAGCAUUGCUGUUAAACAGAGAUGGCACGCAAUGCCUUUCUGGCAGUUCUGAUGGAACAAUUCGCCUUUGGUCCCUUGGCCAGCAGAGAUGUAUAGCAACAUACCGAGUCCAUGAUGAAGGUGUUUGGGCGCUGCAAGUCAAUGAUGCCUUCACACAUGUGUAUUCUGGUGGAAGGGACAGGAAGAUUUAUUGUACAGACCUAAGAAACCCUGACAUUCGGGUGCUAAUUUGUGAAGAAAAAGCACCAGUUCUUAAGAUGGAGCUUGAUAGAUCAGCUGAUCCUCCUCCUGCAAUUUGGGUUGCAACAACUAAGUCUACAGUAAAUAAAUGGACUUUGAAGGGAAUUCAUAAUUUUAGAGCCUCUGGAGAUUAUGACAAUGACUGUACAAAUCCUAUAACACCUCUUUGUACACAACCUGACCAGGUUAUUAAAGGAGGUGCUAGUAUUAUUCAAUGCCACAUUCUUAAUGAUAAGAGACAUAUAUUAACCAAAGAUACCAAUAAUAAUGUGGCAUAUUGGGAUGUAUUGAAGGCAUGUAAAGUUGAAGAUCUGGGCAAAGUGGAUUUUGAAGAUGAAAUUAAGAAAAGAUUUAAAAUGGUGUAUGUGCCAAAUUGGUUCUCAGUAGACUUAAAAACAGGGAUGUUAACUAUUACUUUGGAUGAAAGUGACUGUUUUGCUGCCUGGGUUUCUGCAAAAGAUGCUGGUUUCAGCAGCCCUGAUGGGUCAGAUCCAAAAUUGAAUUUAGGAGGACUUUUACUCCAAGCACUCCUGGAAUAUUGGCCUAGAACACAUGUGAAUCCAAUGGAUGAAGAGGAAAAUGAAGUAAACCAUGUAAAUGGGGAGCAGGAGAACCGCGUGCAGAAGGGAAAUGGAUAUUUUCAAGUGCCCCCCCACACACCUGUGAUCUUUGGUGAAGCUGGAGGUCGCACACUGUUCAGGCUGCUCUGCCGAGAUUCUGGGGGUGAGACUGAGUCGAUGCUUCUUAAUGAGACAGUGCCACAAUGGGUAAUUGACAUCACUGUGGAUAAAAAUAUGCCCAAAUUCAACAAAAUUCCUUUCUACCUCCAACCUCAUGCAUCUUCAGGAGCAAAAACCUUAAAAAAAGACAGACUCUCUGCUAGUGACAUGCUCCAAGUCCGAAAAGUUAUGGAACAUGUUUAUGAAAAAAUUAUCAACUUGGAUAAUGAGUCUCAAACCACUAGCUCUUCUAAUAAUGAAAAACCAGGAGAACAGGAAAAAGAAGAGGAUAUUGCUGUGUUGGCAGAGGAGAAAAUUGAACUUUUGUGCCAGGACCAGGUUUUGGAUCCAAAUAUGGACCUUCGAACAGUGAAACACUUCAUAUGGAAGAGCGGUGGAGACCUAACCCUCCAUUACCGUCAGAAGUCCACGUGAAGGGUGGGCUAAUGCUCCUGGGUAUUCAUUUACGACCUUCCUCUAUGGCCCCAAGAGUAGUCCUAGGAAGCCCACUGAGCCCCAACGGGAGCAAGACUUCUAAUGGCCGAUUUGGUAUGGACCGAGAUUAUCUUUCAAUUGAAGUGACUAAUCGAGAUGUAAUAUAGAAACCAGUCUCUAUGUGUAGAUUAAGCUGUCCCCAGGGAAGCAGAAUGCAAGAGCAGAAGAGCCCCAAGCAGACUAUGCCUUUCGAGAUGUACAGAAGACUGACAGCAGGCCAGUGCAGACUUUGCUUCCUCCUUGUUUCAAAGGACCUUGUCUGUCUGUUAGCACUUGUUAGAGACACCUCGAUCGGGCCACAACUGUCUCUGUUUCAACUUCAAACCCACACACUCUGUAGCUUUUCUAAAAGAGUACAUUCCAUUCAUGCAAUAGGUAUGAAGGCUUUUUUCCAAGUUUGUCAUAUAAAAAAAAUCAAAUUGUUUUCACCAUUUAAGACAGUUAUUUUUAAUGGGAAUUUGCUGUUGCACAAUUUGAGAAUCAGCCCAUUUCAUAAUAAAAGAUUAAUGUUGGGCUUGUUUUUAAUAUUGCAUCUCAGAUGUGUUCUUGUAGGAAGAUCUGUUGAAAUUCCAGGUGCUGGAUCAUAGCACUUGGACUGCUGGGCCAGAGUUUGCGCAGCCCGUGCCUAGUGAUGCUGCACCCUCCCAUGAUGUCCUGGCUUUGUGGCAACCCCAGGGAGGUGCAGCCGUUUCACUCCUUCCUCCACUGUGUGCAGUUUUAUUUACACAAAGCGAGCUGAGACCACGGGUUCUUGCUCUGGAUGAGCAGCAUGACACCAUUAAAACUUAAGACCAUGAUGAAAUUUCAGUUUCAUUCAAAUGUUACCUAAAAUUUAUGGUGUCAGAGUAAAGGGAGAUCAUAGUGAGUUAAUUUGAUAUUCAUAUCCUGGAAGUAUACAUAUUUGUUUUUCCAAAGUUUUAUAUGCAGGUUUUUGUUGUACCUGUAUCUAGAUCUUCUUUUCACUGUUCUAACAAUCUAACACUUUCAUAGAAUCAUUUGGAUCUUGUAUAGAAUGUAACUUAUUGGGGAUAAACACUUCAACUUUUGGCAGAAAAUACUUUGGAUUCUCCCCAAGGUCAUUUGUAUUCAGAGUGAAUCAAUGGUCCACCCCCAUGAAACUGUAAGACAAGCCUCCUGUAUGAAGCCAGAAGCACAAGUGCCUUCAGAGGGCAGUUGAUUCCAGUCCAGUUGCCUCCCUAGCUUGUGUGUGGCCUGCCUCCAGCAUAGCAGGGACUAGGGAGGGAGGCAGGGAAGGUUUUUUCCUUUCUACAUCUUCACAGGUUUGGCUGGGGGCAGCUGAUGGGCCUAAGUCCAUACCUUACUAUUUAAGAUAUUCUGAUCGCACAACUGCAGAGACAGGGUUCCCUCACUGCUAGUCAGCUUCCUUUGGAAACUGGACAGGGCAUUGCCACCUGCACUUUGAAGAAGUGAGCAAAGACGUGGCCAUAUUUCCAAUAAGCUGAAAUGGUCUUUCUCCCUUCCUCAGAGAGCAAGCAGCUUUUUUUUUUUAAAGUCCUUUCUAUCUGUUGGAUACAACAGUGCGCUUUUGGUGCACAUUUUUUAGCAAUAGUUGUGAAUUAAUGGCAAAAACAAAACAAAACAAAAAAACCAAACUUAUUUACCAGCCCUCAGUUGUGUUUGCACGAGGGGCCUUUGAGCAAAGAAAUGGGUUUUGCUGGGUCAUUGUGCCCUGUGUGCUAAGCCUUGGGUGGCUGCAUUCCCCUCCUGUCAUACAUCUGAACCCCAGCAUGAUUGUAUUUCUUUCCCCUCCAGUCAAACCGUAAUACAGUUUCCAGAAAAUUUGACAGUCCUGCAAUGCCAAAAGGGUAAAAAUCUGUAUUUCACAGUUGUAUAGAAUAAAGGCUUUAGUUAAAAUAUUU
This is a messenger RNA of Piliocolobus tephrosceles (Ugandan red Colobus), 4008 nucleotides long. RefSeq names its product WD repeat domain 48 (gene WDR48). Gene Ontology annotation, biological process: double-strand break repair via homologous recombination. Gene Ontology annotation, molecular function: ubiquitin binding. The coding region runs from base 35 to 2068 and encodes 677 amino acids. The record is from RefSeq and is a predicted model, not a curated record. Lineage: Eukaryota; Metazoa; Chordata; Mammalia; Primates; Cercopithecidae. The transcript has 19 exons.